Messenger RNA from Paramacrobiotus metropolitanus, 1256 nucleotides. Its product is annotated as 39S ribosomal protein L47, mitochondrial-like. Gene Ontology annotation, biological process: mitochondrial translation. The transcript is spliced from 6 exons. The record is from RefSeq and is a predicted model, not a curated record. NCBI's taxonomy places the organism in Eukaryota, Metazoa, Tardigrada, Eutardigrada, Parachela, Macrobiotidae. The coding region runs from base 239 to 1063 and encodes 274 amino acids. Gene Ontology annotation, cellular component: mitochondrial ribosome; mitochondrial large ribosomal subunit. Gene Ontology annotation, molecular function: structural constituent of ribosome.
CUUUUGCUGAGUUUUGCAGUUUCAAAGUUUCUGAUGGUAUUUAAAUGUAUUUUUGAUAAUUUUCCUUUCGAAUUUGUUCAAGCGAUGAAGUUUUAACGUAAUAAAUUGUUAUCGAGAAUAAUAAUCUAUUUAUAAUCGUAUCGUCCAUUUUUUUCUGCAAGCACAGAGCUCUGAAGGGAUUCAUAAAAGAUUCAUUUCACCGCUCGUAAUUUCUCGUCGCAACAUACAUGUUGCAACCAUGACUCUUCUGAGUUCGAGACUUUUUAUCUCUACGAAGCCUCACUCAGCCAUUAGUUGUUUGCUGAACAAUUUGUUUCGCUCGGUGGAAAACUGUGCAGUUUUAUCGCAAAAAGAUUCAAGUUUCCCGAUCUCCUCAAGCGGAAAAGGACCGCUGCUAAGUCCGCGAGCACCACUUCGACAUUUUCACACUACACCGAAAAGAUGGGAUUUGAUGGAGUUUUUUGAUGAACAGAAAAACUGGGGAGCAAGGGACGUCCGUUCGGGCCGCUCGUGGACCAAAGAUGAUUUGCGGUUGAAAAGCAACACUGAUCUGCAUAAAUUAUGGCUAGUCUUGUACAAAGAGCGGAACAUGCUGUACACGAUGCAGGCAGAGUACGAGCGGUUAGUGGAGCUCUUUCCCAAUCCCGAGCGUAUCGACAAAGUGGAGGAGAGUAUGAGCAAUCUGCAGGCAGUGGUGGACGAGAGGAAUCGCGCCGUGAAACUGCUGGAAGUCGGUGUUACCGGUGAAGCACCGAAGCGGACUGUGUACAGCGGUCUCGGUCGGCGAUACGAAUACACCUAUUCGGAGCAUCUGAUGCCGUACUGGCGGAAUGCAAAACAUUUUAAACGGCGCUACGAACAAGUGACGACAGGCGCCAAACGUGACUUCUUGUUAAAAUUAUGGGCGAAAAACAGGAAGGCGCGACAGCAGCUGCAGAAAAAGCAGAUUGCUAUUCUUUCCAAAGCAAAGGAUGAAUAUCCCGAUGAAGAAGUCUGGCAGCAGGGAUUGGAUGUCAAUGAGAUGAAGCUGAAAGAUGUCUACCAUAGUAAAAUGUCUGACUAAGCAGUUUUCUGCAGCGUCGCUGUACGAUCGUGGCGUAAGAACGUUUUCCAGUGGGAAAGAUUGUUCUGCUCUGUAAUAUCCUGCGGUGUCAUGUAUACAUUACUUUCUAAUGUAAAACCAUUUACGAAUGCCUGAAAUGAUGAUAUUUUGUUGUGUGGUUAUGAGGAAGCGAUUAAACUGCACUUCAGCAAUG